Lutzomyia longipalpis is the source of this 2650-nucleotide messenger RNA. RefSeq names its product modular serine protease-like. Gene Ontology annotation, molecular function: serine-type endopeptidase activity; protein binding. The transcript has 6 exons. NCBI's taxonomy places the organism in Eukaryota, Metazoa, Arthropoda, Insecta, Diptera, Psychodidae. The record is from RefSeq and is a predicted model, not a curated record. Gene Ontology annotation, biological process: proteolysis. Bases 361 to 2274 code for a protein of 637 amino acids.
AGUGACGACACCACACGCAAGCGACUUCAUCGUUUCCUCUAGCAAAACUCGGCAGCAGUUGUUGAAUCUUUCAGUGCCCCGACAGUGCUUUCUUCGAUGCGAUCUGGCACAGAGAGCUGGACAGACUCACGCUUCUGUCUCCGGGAUGUGCUAAUCACAAUCUCUGUGAGCCACACACAAAAAAAUUGUCGAAUUUUUUUCUUCCCAUACAUCCCCCCAUGUGAGUCUAUGUAGUUUCGUGAAAAAAUCCCCCAAGGCUGCUGUAGCGCGAGUGCUCAAAAUCGUUCUAACAGUGUACGAAAGUGCUUGGAAAAAUAAUUAAUUUAGUGAAAAAAAAAAUUAGUGAGUGCUUUAGUCGGAAUGGGUCUAAAAUGGCAAUUUGUAGCUGUGUUUUUGGUCAUGGAGCUGUCUAGUCUUAUAAAUGGUCUCACGUUCAGUCACUUCAAUCAUACACGAGAUAAACGCCAGAAUAGGUGUAGAGAGUACGACUUUGUAUGCGACGAUGGGACAUGCAUUGAUGAUAUUUUCCGAUGCGAUGGGAAAGCCGACUGCGCGGAUGGUUCUGACGAGACCGGGGCUUGCCGGCUGAUCAAAUGCCCCAAAUAUGCAUUCCAGUGCGCAUAUGGAGCUUGUGUAGAUGGAUCAGCAGAGUGUAAUGGAGUAAAGGAUUGUGUGGACAAUUCGGAUGAGCUCACAAUAAAAUGUCCUGGAAUUUUGGAAUAUUUAAAAGAUAGAGGAAAUUGCUCAGAAGGAUAUCGACAGUGUAUGUCAGGAGAGUGUGUCUUCGAGGAUGAAUUGUGCAAUGGGAAGAAAGACUGUGCAGAUGCAUCAGAUGAAUCGCUGGCAAGAUGCUUUAACUACUAUUGCCCUCCGUAUGCAUUUAGGUGCAACUACGGUGCAUGUAUAUCGGGUGAUGAAAAAUGCAACGGGAAAUAUGAUUGUUAUGAUGAAUCUGAUGAAACUGAGGCAUUAUGCGGGAAACCACCACCACCAAGGGAAACAACACCCCAACCAACGUCGGAUUUUCCAAUUCAACCUCAACCCCCUGGAAGUUGCCAAGUUCCUGUAUUUGCAGGACGAAUGUUCGAUAUUCAAAAUACCGAAGUUUUCCCUGGGCAGUUUGUUCUCAAUGGUCAGACACUAAAAUUUACUUGUCCAUCAUCUCGACUUAUUGGUGCAGAUCAAUCAUUCUGCAUCGCAGGACAAUUUCUACCGGAUAUUCCUAAAUGCUCUCGUUUCUGUUCAAAUGUCCAAUUGAAUACCUUAACAGUUCAAGCCAGCUGCCAAACAGUUUCAGGAGACCCCAUCCCUUGCUCCUCUCAACUGUCACCAGGAACAGUUGCAGAUCUCAAAUGUAAGCAAGGCUAUAUCAUGCCAAAAGAGUUCGUUCAAACAAGAACAAAAUGCGAAGAUGAUGGAUCCUGGAGCAAUCACGUGUUCAAAUGCGAUCAAUUGUGUGGAAUAAUUGAGGAGGGAUUUGCAUUUGUUAGCGGUGGAAGGGAAACUAAUAUAAGUCAGGUGCCUUGGCAGGCGGCAAUUUAUGAAAGACGAAAUAAUCGUUACGGACAAAUAUGCGGAGGAAGUAUCCUAACAGCUACCACUGUAGUCAGUGCGGCACAUUGUUUCUGGGAUAGGCAGAAUAACAAAGUGAGAAGUCAUGAAUACUACAGAGUAGUCGUUGGGAAGACACUACGGGAUUACUAUGCAAAUGAAUCGGGUACACAAGAAUCUGAUGUAUCCCACAUUGAUAUCUAUGCUCAGUACAAUGACUUUGAUGGUCUCUAUACGGCAGAUGUUGCAAUUUUAGUUCUCAAAUCUCCCAUAAUCUACAAGACCUACAUUAAGCCUGUAUGUCUUGCUCCGAACCUAAUUGGGAAUGAUAAGUAUAUUCCUUCGAAUUUGGAAGGGCGUGUUGCUGGAUGGGGAUUAACGGAGAAAGGAAACUACAGCGCUGUUCUCAAGAUGUUGGACCUCAACACAGUGGACUAUCAUACAUGUCGCAAACGUUCUUCGGAUACAUUUAAAAAUUUUAUAACACCCGACAAAUUUUGUGCUGGAAAUCCGGACGAUAGCAAUGUGUGUCAAGGAGACAGUGGCGGAGGAUUUAUGGUACCGAAGACUCAAACUGUCAAUGGGAAAGAACAGAAGGUGUACUACCUUCGGGGCAUUGUAAGUGUAGGCGCAGGCCAAGGACUAGAAUGUUUUGCUAAUCAUUUUACAACCUUCACUGAUAUUCAAUUUGUAUUGCCAAUCUUCAAUAAGUAUCUACCUUGAAAUAGUCAGUUAGGAUAAAGAUUUUUACUUACUUUUCUGCAUAUUGCUGUGAUGAUCGUUCAUCUUAGCCUGAAAAGAACAAGACAAUACAAAUUAUUAAUUUAAUGGAAAAACCUUUUGAAGGCCAAUAUUCUUGAACCAGGGAAAACUAUUCCCAGCAUGGACAAGAGCUAGAAUUUAACCUAGGAUUUUUCAUGCGUUAUCCCUGGUUUCAAUAUAAGGCCUAAAUAUGAUUUGUCUUUUAGAACUAAGAAAAUAAGUCAAUUGAAAAUGCAUUUCUGACAAUACUGAUAAAUUAUAAGUAAAAUAUAUAUUUUAUAUAAUGGAAAAAUUAUAAAGUUUUCCAAAUAAAUAUAAAGGAAUAUGAUCAUAAAAA